Habropoda laboriosa is the source of this 1546-nucleotide messenger RNA. It is a transcript of the gene sigmar, whose product is annotated as tumor necrosis factor alpha-induced protein 8-like protein. Bases 125 to 835 code for a protein of 236 amino acids. Lineage: Eukaryota; Metazoa; Arthropoda; Insecta; Hymenoptera; Apidae. Gene Ontology annotation, cellular component: cytoplasm. The transcript is spliced from 5 exons. The record is from RefSeq and is a predicted model, not a curated record. Gene Ontology annotation, biological process: regulation of apoptotic process.
CCGAGAAAACAAUAGAACAGUAUAUCUAUCCUCCGGUCGUUGGAAAAGAGAAACUUCAUUGUCGAGUGUUGGGGUCGCGUCCGCGACCCAGACAUCAGCAGAGGUGGCGUGGGGUACGGCAGUGAUGGAAUUGCAGAGCUGGCUGCUCUAUCAUCUUGUAGCCGUAACCGACUGCAAUCAAGGAAACAGCGGUCUACCAAUGUUUGAUGUGAUGCAGUCGGCGACUACACUGAACGGCGGAUCUUAUCCCGCCGGAGGCACCGGAAGCCGCGCUCGUGAUUUAGGUCUUCGAGCGCAGAAAAAAUUACUCGGCAGAGUCGUAUCUACAGGGGCCGGAAGAUCAUUGCUGAUAGAUGAUGCGACCACGUCACUUUUGGACAAUCUUUACAAGCUGAUGGAAAGAGCCACGAAAAGCAAUCCUAACUUGGACAAAAAGCAGCCUGAAAAGGUUUUAAAGAAUAUUGUUAAAUUGUCCAUUAAGGUGGGUCUUCUACAGCGUAAUCAACAAUUAAACGUGGCCGACGAUGUAAAACUCGCUGAAAUAAGGACUGCACUUAGAGCUGUAGCGAUGUCUGUGGUCUCGUUUUACGAAUUGGAAUUCAGUUUCGACAGAGCGUAUUUGAUAAAGUCGCUGGAACGAUGUAGAACCGCGAUACAGACGCUCAUAAAGCCACACCUAACAGACAAGUCGCAGGAUCGGUGUGAUCAGGUGUUCGAUUUCUUAACGCAUUCCGACUUCUUGGACUCCGUGUUUAGGCAAGACUCGGAACACAGACCUGUCCUCGGGAUGCUAGUUAGUGAUAUAAAUAAGGCCUUGGAUGCUGGUCAUCUUUGAUUCAUUUUUAAGCGCAUGCUUGCGUUUACUUGCGCUUAAAACGCGUACUUGCUGAGACGUUGUUACGAUUUCAAGAGAAGAAUGUAACGCGUUUCUUUCCUGAUUAUUAUUGACAAAAAGAAAAAAAGAAAACCACGAAGUUCGCGUAUACAUGUGUGGUACCAGUUACUUACUCGAUCGCCUGUGUAAACGAUUGUAAGAGAAACGAAUAUGUUUUCGACAGAAGGAAACGCUUUCGAGACACGACGAUGUUCCUUGUAGGAAUAAUCGAAUGACUUCACAUGAGUAGUGCUCACCAAUUUUAUGCAAUAAUUGUGAAAUACUCUAUUUAUUUUCAGAAUGUAUAUUGUUACGAUCAGUGUAUAUUUAUUUACGAUACUCACGCGUUAGGAGAUACCAACUGUCAAUCUAUACCAAAAAGAAAUGAGCUUAUUUAACGCCCGAAAACGGGCUCCUAGUAACGAGAUGGUAGAAAAAUGACUCCGUUAAUCCCUGACAGAAUAGCGCGUAAAAGAAGCAAUUUAUCACCGCUGAGAUCAAAACUAAUAGAGAUACGUGCUCCGAGAAAUCCUUUUGAAGGUAUAUAAUAAUCUCUCACUCGUCAAAGAGCUAUAACUCUGACAUAUCGACGUGUGGCCAUCUAUAAAGACGGAUUGCCCUUCGUUUUUAUCCAUAUUUGCGCGCCUUGGUACAUUUUCGACACACAUAAUA